Helianthus annuus (common sunflower) is the source of this 1129-nucleotide messenger RNA. Its product is annotated as xanthoxin dehydrogenase. Gene Ontology annotation, cellular component: cytosol. The transcript has 3 exons. Gene Ontology annotation, molecular function: xanthoxin dehydrogenase (NAD+) activity. Gene Ontology annotation, biological process: abscisic acid biosynthetic process. The coding region runs from base 189 to 1025 and encodes 278 amino acids. NCBI's taxonomy places the organism in Eukaryota, Viridiplantae, Streptophyta, Magnoliopsida, Asterales, Asteraceae. The record is from RefSeq and is a predicted model, not a curated record.
AAAAUGUGGAAUUCCAUUUUUCAAGUUCCACAAGUCCCUCACACUCUCACUAGUGGCAAAGUGCUUCUGUGCUAGUGCGAAGUGACGUCAUCAUUUUAACUGAAUCCUCAACGGCAAUCACUUAUUUUCCGGUAACGUUGAUCUUCUUAUUCGUUCAGUGAGAUUAAUAAAAAGGUGACAUUCUUGCAAUGACAACCACUGGUUCUAGUGAUGCUCCUCUUGUUGCUCAAAGAUUAUUAGGGAAGGUUGCUUUGGUAACCGGUGGCGCUACUGGCAUUGGAGAGAGCAUUGUUCGUCUUUUUCACAAACAUGGUGCAAAAGUUUGUGUAGUUGAUAUUGACGACCACCUCGGUCAACAACUAUGUCAAACUCUUGGUGACAACACUCGCUUCAUUCACGGUGAUGUCACCAUUGAAGAUGACAUUUCUAGUGCGGUUGACUUUUCGGUCAACACUUUUGGUACGCUCGAUAUCAUGGUCAACAAUGCUGGAAUGGGUGGGCCGCCCUGUCCUGAUAUCCGCGAAUUCUCCAUAUCAACGUUCGAAAAGGUAUUUGAUGUAAACGUCAAGGGUACGUUUAUUGGGAUGAAACAUGCGGCUCGGGUGAUGAUCCCGUUAAAGACGGGAACGAUUGUUUCUCUCUGUAGUGUCGCGAGUGCUAUCGGGGGGUUGGGUCCACAUGCAUACACAGGGUCCAAGCAUGCGGUGUUGGGACUCACCAAAAGUGUGGCAGCUGAACUCGGGAACCAUGGGAUUCGGGUCAACUGUGUUUCACCUUACGCAGUUUUGACCGAUUUGGCUUUGGCGCAUUUGCAUGAAGACGAAAGGACCGACGAUGCGAAGGCGGGUUUCCGGUCUUUUAUCGGGAAAAACGCUAAUUUGCAGGGUGUCGAACUGGUAAGGGAGGAUGUUGCAAAUGCUGUAUUGUUUUUAGCUAGUGAUGAUGCAAGGUAUGUAAGUGGUGAAAAUCUGUUUGUUGAUGGUGGUUUCACAUCUACAAAUCAUACACUUAGGGUCUUCCGUUGACCAUGGAUUGUAGUGUAGUCUUGGUUAACAUUGUUCUAAAACAAAACCAUUGUACUCUAUUAUCAGAAUAAUAAUAUUUAUUUGGUCAAAUGUAAGCGAUCAUA